Messenger RNA from Blastomyces gilchristii SLH14081, 2759 nucleotides. RefSeq names its product ribosome assembly protein Noc2. Gene Ontology annotation, cellular component: Noc2p-Noc3p complex; nucleoplasm; nucleolus. The transcript has a single exon. Bases 133 to 2451 code for a protein of 772 amino acids. Gene Ontology annotation, biological process: ribosomal large subunit biogenesis. Lineage: Eukaryota; Fungi; Ascomycota; Eurotiomycetes; Onygenales; Ajellomycetaceae. The record is from RefSeq and is a predicted model, not a curated record.
AGACGCAAGACCGAACAACAGGAUAGUGUGCUGCGGAUAUAUCGGCAACAGUGUAUAUAUUGGCAAUAUUCGAAUAUUCGCAGUGACUGAUACGGCCAAUUAGCUCAGUCACCCUGUCUAUUUCAUUCAAGCAUGGCAGGCUCCGCGAAAAAGGCCACCAAAAAGUUCGAGAAGAACCACCUCCGGGAUACUAUCGAGCGCCGCAAGGAAUUUGCAAAGGUUAAGCAACGACACCGCCUGAAGGAAAAGAGACAGCAGAAUAAACAAAAGGAUGCUGAAAAAGUGGAUGAAAAGGCGCAGCAGAAUGGCGAUGGUCGCAAACCUACAGCAGAGGGGGAGAAGAAUUCCUUUGCUGAGAUGAACGUCGAUGACUUCUUCGCCGGUGGAUUCGACUUGCCAGAUGCCGCUCCCAGUAAAAAACCCAAAUCCUCUAAGAAAAAGGAAGUUGCACCGAAGACUGGGAAAAGGAAGCGCACUGCUGAAAUAGAAGAACAAGAAGCGGACCAGAAAUCAUUUGCACAGAGCGAUAACGACGAGGGCAGCACCGCGGCAGAGGGUAGCGACAUUGGCGACAUGGAUGCCCAUAUGGAACAAUUGGAGGCCCUGAAGGAUAAAGACCCUGAAUUCUACAAAUACCUUAAAGAAAACGAUGCCGAGUUGCUCGAAUUUGGAGACCAUGGGGACCUCGCUGAGGUUGAUGCUCUUAGCGAUGCCGAGGAAGGUGAAAAAGAAGAGGCUCACCCCAAAAAGAAGAAGAAGGCUAAAGCUCCCGAAGAUGUCCAAGAAGGCGACACGAGCAAUACCAUUAAUUUGUCCAUGGUUAAGCAAUGGCAGAAAUCAAUGAUUGAGCAACAUUCCAUGAGGGCAACUCGACAAGCAGUCUUGGCUUUCAGGUCAGCUGCGUACAUGAACGAAGCGGAUUCUAAGGACCGGAAAUACACCAUUUCAGACGCGGAUGUUUACCACCAGGUUCUUCUCACGGCAUUAGAAUACGUCCCUAAGGUUCUGAAUCACCAUCUGCCGACCAAGGAGAGUGCGGGGGGGAAAAUCAGAAUUUCCAUGGAUUCGAAAAAGUUCAAGACCUUGACCCCUUUAAUCAAAUCACACGCAUCUUCCAUCCAUCAGCUUCUUAUGAAUCUGUCCGACGCAGCAGCAUUGAAGUUGACCUUGGCAUCUGUUGAGCCAAUGCUUCCCUAUCUCCUCCCAUUCAGGAAGCUCUUGAAAGUCGUCCUCAAAACCGUCGUCGGCAUUUGGUCGGAUUCCGCCAGCACCGAAGCUACCAGAAUCACCGCCUUUCUGAUCGUCCGUCGUUUAAUGUUGAUUGGAGAUGCUGGAAUCCGCUCAGCAGUUCUGAAGGCCACAUACGAAGGGGUAGUUAAAGGCAGCCGAAAUACAACCGUCCACACUCUCCCCGGCGUAAACCUGAUCAAGAACUCUGCAGCCGAGAUUUGGGGAAUCGACCAGGAUGUCUCCUAUACUACCGGCUUCAGUUUUAUCAGACAACUGGCCAUGCAUCUACGAAGCAGCAUAACACAUCCAUCGAAAGACUCCUACAAAACUGUAUAUAACUGGCAGUACGUGCAUUCAUUGGACUUUUGGUCCAGAGUUUUGUCGUCUCACUGCGAUGCCAUUGUGGAAGCCACUGCGGGGAAAGCAUCCCCUCUACGACCACUUAUCUACCCCGUCGUUCAAAUCACCCUGGGAGCGAUGCGCCUGAUCCCCACAGCACAAUACUUCCCUCUACGCUUCCAGCUUACGCGAUCCCUCCUCCGUAUCUCCCGUGCAACCGGAACGUACAUCCCCCUCGCAGCCGCCCUGCUGGAAGUCCUCAACUCCGCCGAAAUGAGAAAACCGCCAAAAUCCAGCACCGUCCGCCCCCUCGACUUCGCCACGAGCAUCCGCGCCCCGAAAUCCUACCUGCGAACCCGCAUCUACCAAGACGGCGUGGGCGCCGAAGUCGCAGAACUGCUCUCGGAAUUCUUCAUCCUGUGGGCCAAAAACAUCGCCUUCCCCGAACUCUCGCUGCCAGUAAUCGUCAUGCUCAAGCGCUGGUUAAAGGAAGUAUCCUCCCGCACAUCGGGGAACAAGAAUACAAAAGUUAACCAGAUGAUCGUGCUAGUUGUGCAGAAGCUGGAGGCUAAUAGUCGGUGGAUCGAAGAGCGGCGGUCAAAGGUCACGUUUGCACCCCGGGACCGCGCGGAGGUCGAAGGGUUCCUGAAGGAUGUAGAGUGGGAAACGACGCCGUUGGGCGCGUUUGUGAAGACCCAGAGAAAGCAGAAGGAUGAGAGGGUUAAAUUGCUUGAGCAGAGCCGGAGGGAUGAUCAGAAGAAACGCGCGGCGAAGGGAGACGUGGAUAUGGAGGAUGCUGAUGGUGCGGGCAGCGAGGAGGAUGAUGACGAGGACGAGGAUGGAGAUGUAGAUCUGGCUGGAUCGUCUGGGGAGGAAGAAUAAGCGGGACAGAUGGUCUUUGUUGAAUGCUAUUUUGUGCUCUCUUGAUUCAGUUUUCAAUUUCUAUAAGUUAAACGGGGCGUUUCAUGAGAAUGUAAUAAAUGGCGGCUUCAAUGCGUUUUUUCCUAAUAAAAAUUAUACAAGGCUAUCUCUCUCCCAACGUCAUUGACUCGCACAUGCACCAAACGAGAUAUCAUGCCCUCGCUCUAACCUUACUAUACAUAAACGACAUCUCCUCAAAAACCCUAAAACCUUAAAAACUACUACCCAUUUCCGCUUCCAUCUUCGACUUUAACCCCCCCCCCCCCCCC